UAAAUAUGUGGUUACACACACACACACACACACACACACACAUGGUAAUGAUGUCGUAACGAUGCCUUUCCAAUAUUUUGAUUGUUUUUUUUUAAGUCUUUAAAGAAAACUACUUAAUGAAGGAUUCUUACAUUUUCAUUACUUCAAAGAAAAACAGAAUUUUUCUUGUACACUGUACAGGUUAGCUAAACAUGGUGAGGAGUCGAGAGGAGAACACGGGAUGUAAAAGGAUGCCAGUACGUUGUGAGGGGAAAGAGAAAGAAUAUGGAGCCUGUGCAUGCAACCAUUCACCACUUCCCGGGACACUUGCAUUGAACAUGAAUGGAACAAAUUCACCAACAUCGGCACUUAUAGCACUGAAUGUGGAAGUAUGUAGCCCUACUGUAAAUACUGAGCAAGCAUGUUCUUCUGCAAAAGGUAGAAAGGCUCAGAAAACAAAAACCAAUCAGACCUACCUGGGUGUCAGAGUAAGAAUGCCUGUAAAAGAUAUGCUCAGAAAUAUUCGCAUAGCUAAGGGCAUGGACCCCAAAGAAAUGCAGAAGAAAGAAAACAAAGGAUCAAAAGGGGAUAAAAAACGAGUGAAUAUAAGUAGUGGUCGGAGAAAUAGGCUGAAAAACUGGCAAACAAAGAGUUUGGAAGAGCUUGCCAUUAUAGUGGAGGUGUUGGAAGAAGACCUUAAGACUAGUACCUCCAGACAGUCAAGUAACCACCUGCCUACAUUUGCCCCAGAGGUGGGAAACAAGUUCUGGGCUAAGAACAUACCUCAGCAAGGGCAUCUAGAUGAGUCAUCUCCAACUCUAAGUUGCUAUGCAGCCACUAAAAAUUCCCCUAUGCAUUCUAUGGGAAUCUAUGGCUCUGCAUAUAGCCAUGCUGCUUCUCUCUUCACAGACACUAAGCUCAAAAACAGUAGUGGUGAAUCAGAUUACGAUAUACACAGAAGGCAGCAUGACAUGAUCUGCUCUCCAACUGACAGCAAAAUGCAUGUCCCAUCCCCACAAGAUAUCUAUUUCAGCACCAAGAUGGACUGGUGGGGUUCACCACACAAAAUAGGAAGUCCAUCAUAUUCAUGCUCAGUGCAGGAGCAGUGGAACAGCAUGACAUACUUCUGGACCCAAGUGGAAAGAGAAGAUCAUCUACUGAACAGUAUCUCCAACCAAGGGCUUCUUACUCAGGAUGAGAGGGGAAGAAUACUCCUCCACCAAGCUGUUGAUGAGGGGAAACGAUCUCUUGUGUAUGUUAUUGCCAGACGGAUGGCAGAUCUAAACAAACUGGACAGCAAAGAUGCAGAGGGAAGGACUUCUCUCCACUUAGCUGCACAGAAGAAUCAGCACCUCGUGGUUGCCGAUUUAAUUUCCCUUGGUGCAAACAUCAAUGAAAGAGAUAAAUAUGGAAAAACAUGCCUCCAUCUCAGUGCAGAAUAUGGAUACAUCAGAGUUUUAGAGGUGCUGAAAAGCUACAUGAAAAAUGGAACAUUUGUAGAUAUGGAAGCCAGAGAUGUAAAUGGGCUCAGUGCACUGCAGCUUGCAUCAGUAGCUCUGAAGAGCAUAGUGGGCGAUUUGGAGAAGAGCGUGACAGUGGGCCAGGCCAGAGUGCAUUCCCUACGUAAAGAGCAGAUGAUGGAAACCCUCAAGUGCCUCCUGCAGAUGGAAUGCAACCUGCAGUGCCUGAAAUGAAGAAAUUGAGCUUUGCUGCUUGUGAUGAUCCUGUUCUCCUGGUCAAUUAGAAGUGGUUUGUCCAGUUACACAACUACUCUGAGCAGGAAUGACAGGUGUCUGUCAAACAAGGCAGUGCUGUUACCUGACGGUAAAUGUUUUUGGGUGAAUACAAGUUUUAACCUGCCACAGAAAAACAGGUAUAUUUUAUGUUUUAUCAUGGUAUGGUUAAAGCUAUGUAUUAUGCAACCAGAUGGAGUUAUUGUGACAAGGGGUCCUUUGAGUCUUUUUAGUCAGCUAAUAACAUAAAUGGUUGUGAGUCAGCUGGUUUCUGUGAAACUUCCACCGUUUGUUAUGUUAAAAUAGCAAAACAGUUUUAAAAAGUGAUAUGUAGUGACCUAUAAGUCUGUUUUUUCCACUUUAUUAGGUUAUGGGUUUUUUUUGUUUUGUUUUUUUUUAAAUUGUGCUCUAAGAGCAAAAACCUAAAAGACAUCAAUGCAUAUACAUUUAACUCUAUACUGAAUUGUGUAAUUGAAAGAAUGACUUCUCAAAGGCAUUUAGGGCUUUGUAGUGCCUGGAAUGCCUUGGAAACUGUUGGCUUGUAGUCUAGGGUAUAGCAAAUGAUGGCUUUUUAAGCAUUACUUAACACAGUGUACAUAUUUAACACAACAUUUAUACAUUUGAGUGAUGCUUUCUAAAAAUUGUCUUUAUUUACUUGGAAGGAUUUAGGAAUUAUUAGUUUGAAUGUUAUCCAAGUUAGUCGAGUUUGAUAAGUAUUACAUACAGGUCAUUUGGUCAAAAUUAGUGCCAUAGCUACCACGGUGACAAAUGAUCUGAUACAAAGUAAAUGAUGUGACUCAGCGUCCUCCAUAAUUCAGCUUUAUUUCUUGGUGUGUCCGAAACUAUUAAAGACAUUCACUAUGUAAACCUAUACGUUAAUAAGACAGAGGUGUUAGAUAUUCAGUGUUACACACACAUAUACACACACACACAUUCACUAUGUAAACCCAAGUGUUAAUAAAACAAAGGUGUUAGAUAUUCAAUGUUAUACACACACAUUCACCGUCCACUUUAUUAAGAACACCUGCACAUUCAUGCAGUUAUCAAAUCAGCCAAUCAUGUGGCAGCAGUGUAAUACAAAAAAUCAUGCAGAUAGAGGUCAAGAGCUUAUACAUCAAAUAUCAGAAUGGGGGAAAAGUGUGAUCUCUGUGACUUUGAUCAUGGCAUGGUUGUUGGUACCAGAUGCACUGGUUUGAGUAUUUCAGAAACUGCUGAUCUCCUGGGAUCUUCACAUUUUCCCCCAUUCUGAUGUUUGAUAUGAACAUUAACUGAAGCUCUUGACCCCUAUCUGAAAGGUUUUAUGCAUUGUGCUGCUGCCACAUGAUUGGCUGAUUGGAUAACUGCAUAAAUGAGCAGGUGCACAGGUGUUUCUGUUAAAUUGAUCUGUUAAAAUAAAGUCAUCUUCAGUAACUGCUUUAUCCUGGUCAGGAUCGUGGUAAACACAGAGCCUAAUUCAAGAACACUGGGCAUGUGUAAGGAAUGCACCCUGGUUGGGACAUCAACCAUCACAGGGCACCAUGCACACACAUACCUUCACACCUAUAGCAGUUUAGAUAUGUCAAACCACCUAUACAUAAUUUAUGAGAGAAAUAUUGGAUAUAAAGGCUACACGUCUAUAGAAAAGGGCUCCUCUAAGGUUAUCUGGAUAGUUAAUGGUUCUUUACUUUCUAAAGGGGUUCUCUCUUCCUCUUCCCCAUGCUGUAGGGGUCUAUAUGGAACUUUUAAGGGUUCCCCCAGAGCACAGGUUCCCAACUCUGGUCCUGGAGUCCUGCACAUUUCUCUCUGUUUUACACACCCACUUCAACUCACAAAAGACUGUUAAGUGAUUGCUAACUACUGACCAUUACUGAUUUAACUGAUUAGUUGAAUCAGGUGUGUUGGGACCAGGGAAAACACUAAAAUGUGUAGGACCAGGGUUGGGAACCUGUGCCCCAGAGGAAUGAGUCAAGGAACCCCUAAGUGUUUUAGAAUUGAAUUUUUUUUUCUCUAAGACUGUAGCAAUAUUCAUUUAGUUAACUGAAAAAUAGUUAUGUUAAAUUGUUCUCUGAUUCAGGAGACUUUUCAAAGAGGACGUAUAAUACUAUUUGAAUUGGGGGUUAUGCAUGAGUUUGUUUUGAAAUUAUAUAAAUGCAUUUAGGGUUUUUUUCAUGCUCACAUUUAAAAAAUUUAAACAGUAAUAUUAAUAUAUUAAUCAAAUAUUCACCUGUCAGUAAUUUGAGGGCAAUACUAUUGUUGGUUCUGGUGUUGGUUUUUUGUUUAUUUUAUAUAAUUUGGGCAAGGGAUUUUUCUUAUUUGAGCUGCAUAUCAUGUCAUCAGGUUGGUGAUUUGAUGAGAUUGUAAUACAUUUGUUGUUUUGUAGUGUAGAAUGUGAUAUUUCAUUGAAUCAUAUGUACGCUUUAAUUGAACUCAGUUUUAUUUGUAUAGCGCUUUUAACAAUAGACAUUGUCAUAAAGCAGCUUUACAGAAAUAAAUGCAUUCAAAUUACAUUAAAUCCAAAUAAAUUGUAAAUAUGUGACUUUAUCCCUAAUGAGCCCCAAUGCCACCACAGCAAUUGCAGUCCCAAGCCAUCACAGUACAACUCCCCAUAUGAGAUCCCAUCCCCCAGACACCAUCCCCAGCAGGCCCAAUGAUCUUCAGGCCAUCCAUGUGGCUUUGCUGAAACAUAAAACUGUGUGUCAUCAGCAUAACAGUGGAAGCUAAUACCAUGUUUAUGAACAAUUUUGCCCAGAGGUAGCAUAUAUAAAGAAAAGAGCAGUGGACCUAAAACAGAACAUUGCAGAACACCAAACUUUACCUAAGUAUGCGUAGAGAAGUCACCGUUUACAUCUACAAACUGAAAAUCAUCAGUCAGAUAAGACAUGAGCCAGGAGAGAGCCGUUCCCCUAACGCCUACAACAUUUUCUAGUCUAUCAAAGAAACUAGCAUGAUCAACAGUAUCAAAAGCUGCACUAAGGUCAAGCAACACAAGCAAGGAGGCACAACCCUGAUCAGAGGCCAGUAGUGGGUUUUUACCUUCAAAAAUUUAAAAAAAUUAAUAAAACAUGAAACAGCAUUAUUAUUAAUCUUAACUACCUUGGAUUUUUGUAUGUAAUCAAAUUAUGAAUAUACAUUUGUUUUAAAAAUAUGCUUUCACAUUAUUGUCACAAACCUUUGGGCAGUUGUUUAACAUCCUGAGGCACUCUGCACAGACCUGCAAGUGAUCACACGCCAUCCUCAAGCUCAUUUGUAAUAUGCUACAAUUGUGAGUCAGUAAAGAGCAAACACACAAACCUGGAGGCGAUCACGUGUAACUGACUACACAAGCAUUGAAGCCAAACAAGUUUGGCUCUGUCUCAAACUGUGCAGGCUGGUACAUAUUGCGGCUUUCUGUUUGGACAUUUUUUGGGCUGUGGUGUGUAGCUUUGCACGCCAUUUUCUUCAAAGUGCUUGUCACAAACAUUUCUGGUAAGUGGUGGAGUUAGUUUCCAACAAAAAAAAUUGGACAUUAAGGUUGCAGAAAGGCUGUAAUCUAAACACGUUUUACUUUUAUAUUUAUUGUAAAAUAUGGCAUUGUGGCAAUAAAUUUCCCCAUAUAUAAUUAUAAACUAGUUGGUUCAAAAUUAGGUAAAAUGGCAUUGAAAGCACUGUUUGCGUUUCCAUAACACAGGUUUUUACCCCCCAUGCAAAUUUUAGUGUUUUCCCUGCUCAACACACUUGAUUCAACUAAUCAGGUAAUUAACAGUCCCUCCUGUAUGGAAGUGUGGGUGCUAGAAAAACAAGAAAAAGUGCAGGACGGGGCAGGUAACCUCUUCUACUCUGAUGUUAUGUAUUGCUUAAUUCUCUAAUGCGGUAUUGAGCACCACCUGCAGGUUUGACUAAUGAAUAUACAAACUUCAACCAUCAAAUCCAUUCCUUUCUGCUGAUAUGCGAGUGCUCCUAAUUAUUUAUAUGCGUACAUUAUAUGUGUCCAUUCUCAAACACACUUUAAUUUUUAUUUCUUUAGAUAUCUUUUACAUUUUAAAACCAGCUAUGCAUAAUUACAAUAAACUCCACAGUGAAUCAUACCCUUCAUGAAAACAAGCACAAAUAAUAAUACCAGGCAAAACCAGGAAGAAUAAAAUAUUUUCACAUUUUCUUUAGUUUCUCAAAGGACAUACCCCCUAGACAAACUAAAUUUGAUACAAAAUUCUGUCUGCUACAAAAUGCUGCAAUUUACGCCCUAGAAAAUAUACCCUAGAACCUGGAUCAGGUGUAACACACUCUAGGGUAAAUUAUAUGGGAAAUAAGGGAAUAAAUGUACAGGUUCCCCCCAGAAUUAUUGUUGCCUAUUAUAAGAUUGAGCAAAAAUGAUUAUAUAGAAUAAAAAUUACACACAAUGUUUCAGAUUUACCACUCAAACACUAAUAGAAGCUACUUAUCUUUAUUCUAAAAAAUCAUUCUCAUUAACUACUUUUUUAAAUAGUAUUUUCUCACUAACAAUGUGCUACCUAUAAGCAAUUGGGAAUAAAUGCAAACAAAAUUGAAAAGCUUGUAUUUCUCUCAGUCCCCAGGGAUUCUUUUGUUGCCUUUAAACAUGCUUGUUCUCUAGGCUAUAAAUAUGAGGUUGCACACAAGUAAAUUUCGUUUAUCAUCUAUUACUGUGGGGAAAAAAAAAACAUUCAACACAAAAGAAAUGGUUAGUAACCUGCACAAAGCAUAUAAUGGAUAAAAUACAUAAGCAGUUAAAAAUACUAUUCAGCACAAUUAAGACCAUAACAAAGUUUCACAUUUGUGAAACAGUUGGAAACUGCCAAGAAUUGGACCCAUGAGCACACCGUCCCCCAAAACCGGAGUCUAUCAUUAAAAAAAACAUACCUAGCCAUCAAAUUACGUGUUGAAAUGUGGGUUUCAGAAACUGCAAUAGAGGAUGGAUAGAGUUAAGCAGAAUACAGCAUGGGCCAUGUUGGUGCCAUUGCACAACCCAGAACAAUAAAAAAGCUGUUUGUAUCAAAUUACAGCAUGACCACACUUCCAGAGCAUGAUUCAUCAAAAAGUGCAGAGGCAUCUCAGCAUUGUAUCUGAAAAUACAUAUUUGGGUAUUUCAUUGUUGACUACCUCCAAAAACAAGGGUGUUCUCACAUGAGACUGAAGCCAGCUGGCUAAACUAACUGCAGAAGUUCAGCUGCUCCUAUAGAAAUAGGUGAUAGAGGUACACUACAUGGCCAAAAUUUUGUGGACACCUAACAGUCACACUUAUAUGUCAGCCUUUCCCAAACUGUUACCACCAAAUUGGAAGCACACAAUUGUAUAGGAUGUCUUUGCAUUCAAUAAGGGGCCCAAACAUGUUCCAGCAUGACAAUGUCCCUGUGCCCAGACCCCUGACCUCAAUGCCUUUGGGAGUGCUGACAGCACCCCAGGCCUCCUUACCUGACAUCAGUGCCUGACCUCACUAAUGCUCUUUUGACUGAAUGGGUAAAUCCCCACAGCCACAUUAGAAAAUCUAGUGGAAAAUCUAGUGCCUUCCCAGAAGAGUGAAAGAUGCUUUAACAGCAAAGGGAGACUAAAUCUGGAAUGGGGUGUUCAAAAAGCACAUUUAAUUUCAGUAGGUUUCUCCUUUUUUACAUCAGCUGAGUGAUGUACCCUUGUCUUUGGCUUAGCUUUGGCACCUAGAGUGUUCACAAAGUGUGUGUGAGAUGCCUUGGACUCCAAUACAGAUACCUUGGAGUGCAAUGACAAGGCCUGGGAAUACUCCUUUAUGUGGUGUUAGGUAGUCUACACUAAAAACUAUUAGCUUCCAAACCUAAUUGCAAUGUUGUUAGUUAGAAGCUUAAGUUUGGAUGUUGUACAUGCUCUGGUUUCCAUAACCCUAAUCCUAGCCACAACCCCUAAGCUUAUAGGUGUAAUAUAUGCAAAAGUUGUUUAAAAUUAUCAAUGUAGUCUACACUAACAACUGUAAGUUUACAAGCCUAUUUUCAAUUUUAUCUACAAGAAUAUUCACUUUUAAAGCUGUAUGUGCUCUGGUUUCUGUACCA
This is a messenger RNA of Pangasianodon hypophthalmus (striped catfish), 7702 nucleotides long. RefSeq lists its product as uncharacterized. Gene Ontology annotation, cellular component: nucleus. The transcript has 10 exons. Gene Ontology annotation, biological process: regulation of gene expression. Gene Ontology annotation, molecular function: POU domain binding; DNA binding. The coding region runs from base 192 to 1673 and encodes 493 amino acids. Lineage: Eukaryota; Metazoa; Chordata; Actinopteri; Siluriformes; Pangasiidae. The record is from RefSeq and is a predicted model, not a curated record.